Messenger RNA from Fonsecaea erecta, 831 nucleotides. RefSeq lists its product as hypothetical. Lineage: Eukaryota; Fungi; Ascomycota; Eurotiomycetes; Chaetothyriales; Herpotrichiellaceae. Gene Ontology annotation, cellular component: NatA complex. Gene Ontology annotation, molecular function: acyltransferase activity, transferring groups other than amino-acyl groups. The record is from RefSeq and is a predicted model, not a curated record. The transcript has a single exon. Gene Ontology annotation, biological process: mitotic sister chromatid cohesion. Bases 1 to 831 code for a protein of 276 amino acids.
AUGCCCCAGGCUACUCUUCUUUCGUAUUUCUCCAAACCGGUGACUCCGGCGCUCUCCAUCCCGCCAACUGUUACAGAGGACCACGACGCGUGUCUGCACGUGUCCGCGAGCCGCGGGCUGGGGAUCAUCGAAGCAGCACGAAUCCAAGCGUCUCAGAGGACGACCAGUCCACCUGUCCGCACUUUGAAAGCCGAAGAAGGCCAGGUCAACAGCAGAAGCUCUGCCACUGUCGCUCGAGAGCCAACACGGGUAAUCCUGGAAGCCAAGGAGCCAUCAAGUGACCACCUACAGCAAUUCGAUGUCAUCACCAUUCCCCGUCUUCCGGAAGCUCUUGUUGCACGUGUUUCAGAACAGCACCUUGCUGCAAUUCAGCGUCUUACAGCCACGACCCUGCCUGUUCGGUACAGCGAUGCAUUCUUCACCACAACGGUGACAGAUCCAAUCGUCAAUCAAUUGUCUCGCACCAUCCUAUACGCGUCGCAGCCCGUUGGCUGGAUUCGCUGCCGCUUAGAACCAUGCUCGCCAAAUAGCUCUCUCAUCUCUCAGUUGCACCCUCCACCUUCUCAGAUCUAUAUCCAAGCUCUCACUCUCCUCUCGCCAUACCGUGGUCUCGGCCUCGCAACACUACUCUUGGACACUGUCUUGUCUUCGACUAGGGCUCAAGCUGCGGACACAGUAUGCAUAUUCGCACACGUAUGGGAGAAGAACGAGGAAGCCUUGGAGUGGUAUGCCAAACGCGGCUUCAAGCGUGUCAUGCUUGUCGACCAAUAUUACAGAAAGCUGCGACCGAGCGGUGCUUGGAUUGUUAGGAAGGAGCUUGACAGACCCUGA